Molecule: messenger RNA, 3828 nt
Organism: Jatropha curcas
Lineage: Eukaryota; Viridiplantae; Streptophyta; Magnoliopsida; Malpighiales; Euphorbiaceae
Gene: SCA3
Product: DNA/RNA polymerases superfamily protein
Biological process (GO): mitochondrial transcription
Cellular component (GO): mitochondrial DNA-directed RNA polymerase complex
Molecular function (GO): DNA binding; DNA-directed RNA polymerase activity
Source: RefSeq, a predicted model, not a curated record
CAAAGCGACGAGAAAGAGAAGCUAAGUUCAAAAAUCGCCGCUAUGGGGUUUAAGAGAGGUUUCAUUUCGUCUGGUUGGCUCUAAAAUUUCCUCUUCACUCUUGGAGACCUUAUCUCAUAACAAAAAUGGCUUCCACAGCCACUUUAACCCAAAGAGCUCAAAUUCAGUACCCAAAUUGGUCAAUAAAACCUCCUAAGUUCAACAAAAUUUAUAAACCCCACAAAAAUCUUCUUUUCCUAUCUGUUCCCAUUUCUCAUUCUCUGUCUAACACUUCUCUAUCUUCCUCUUCUUUCCCUUUAAACCCUAAAUUCCCGCGUAAGCUCCUUCCUUCUCACCCAUUACAUGAUGCUACUGAAGAGCACCUACUUGAAGACAUGGAUAAUUCAAUGCCAAAUCUCCAAAAUUUUGAAAAUUUGAUUAAAUUUGACUUACCCAGCUGCAGUAGCCAAAAUCAUCAAAUUUUAGGUCAAGAAUCGCCCAAAAGAGUUUUUAUCCAAGAUCCACCAUGGAUUUCAGCUCUUUUUUUAAAGGGUCUUUAUAAGGUGGCCAAUCGAAAAUUUAAGGUAGAGUUUAAAGAUAUUGAGAAGAGGAAAUAUAAUUUGUUAAGGAGGAGACAAAUUAGAGAAGAGACUGAAGCGUGGGAAAGAAUGGCUGACGAAUACAAGGGUAUGGUUAGGGAAAUGUGUGAUAAGAAAUUGGCACCAAAUUUACCAUAUGUGAAAGGAUUGUUUUUGGGGUGGUUUGAGCCUUUGAAAGAGGCAAUUGAGGCUGAACAAAAAUUGCAGAGAUCGAAGAAGCAGAAGUCAGCUUUUGCUCCCCAUAUUGAGUUGUUGCCAGCUGAUAAGAUGGCUCUGAUUGUGAUGCAUAAGAUGAUGGGGCUUAUGAUGGUUGGCCAUGAAGAUGGGUGUGUGCCUGUUGUCCAGGCUGCAGUGCAAAUUGGCAUGGCUGUAGAGCAGGAGGUUAGAAUUCACAAUUUCUUGGAAAAAACUAAGAGUUUCCAGAGGAAGAACGCGGUAGGUGAUGCUCAAGAGAGUCUUAGCAAAGAGAAGGAAGUACUCAGAAAACGCAUUAACAAUUUGAUUAGAAGAAAAAGGCUUAUUCAGGUGCAAAAGCUGGUGAGAAAUGAAGAAACAAAACCUUGGGGUCGAGAUACACAGGCUAAGUUGGGAAGUCGCCUGGUAGAACUAUUAAUUGAAUCAGCUUUUGUUCAACCUCCAGUUAACCAGUCACCAGAUACUCUACCUGACGUGCGACCUGCAUUUAGGCACAGAUUUAGAACUGCAAAUAAUCCAGGGCGGAAAAUUAUGAAGAGGUAUGGGGUUAUAGAAUGUGACCCCCUUGUCCUUGCUGGACUUGAUGGAUCUGCUAAACAUAUGAUGAUUCCUUAUUUUCCAAUGCUAGUACCUCCCAAGAAAUGGAAAGGGUAUGACAAAGGUGGGCACUUUUUUUUGCCUUCAUUUCUCAUGCGUACUCAUGGAUCUAGGAAGCAACAAGAUGCACUUAAACAUGUUCCUGGGAAAAAUAUGCAGAAAGUAUUUGAGGCACUGGAUACACUUGGAAAUACCAAAUGGAGAGUGAACAGAAGAGUUCUUGAUGUGGUGGAAAGCAUAUGGGCAGGGGGCGGCAAUAUUGCAGGCUUGGUUGAUCGAGCAGAUAUUCCAAUACCAGAGAAACCAAUAUCUGAGGAUCUAACAGAGAUUCAAAAGUGGCGGUGGAGUAUGAGGAAGGCGAAGAAGAUAAACCGAGAGAUGCAUUCUCAACGAUGUGACACUGAACUUAAGCUUUCUGUGGCUAGGAAACUGAAAGAUGAAGAUGGCUUUUAUUAUCCUCACAAUCUUGAUUUUCGGGGACGUGCAUACCCAAUGCAUCCUCAUUUGAGUCAUUUAAGUUCUGACCUUUCUCGAGGAAUUCUGGAAUUUGCGGAAGGACGACCCCUAGGGAAGUCUGGGUUACAUUGGCUGAAGAUACAUUUGGCAAACCUUUAUUCAGGAGGUGUGAAAAAACUAUCGCAUGAAGGACGCCUGGCAUUUGUGGAGAAUCAUUUGGAUGAAAUAUUUGAUUCAGCAGCAAAUCCUGUCCAUGGAAAACGCUGGUGGUUAAUGGCAGAAGAUCCUUUCCAGUGCUUAGCUGCUUGUAUUAAUCUAUCAGAAGCCUUAAAGAGCUCAUCACCAUAUAAUGUCAUUUCUCACCUGCCAAUCCAUCAGGACGGAUCUUGCAAUGGCUUACAGCAUUAUGCAGCCUUGGGAAGAAACAGUCUGGAAGCAGCAGCAGUUAACUUAGUUGCUGGAGAAAAACCUGCUGAUGUUUAUACAGAAAUUGCUGUGAGGGUCCAUGAAAUAAUACUAAAGGAUAGCAGUAAGGACCCGGCUACAAAUCCAAACGCCUUGUUAGCCAAGCUCUUAAUUGAUCAGGUGGAUCGAAAAUUGGUUAAACAAACAGUGAUGACUUCAGUAUAUGGUGUAACUUAUGUUGGGGCACGUGAGCAAAUAAAAAGACGAUUAGAGGAGAAGGGUCAUAUUACAGAUGAUAGACUGCUAUUCAGUGCAGCUUGCUAUACUGCUAAAGUGACGAUGAAGGCCCUAGGAGAAUUAUUCCAAGCUGCACGUGAUAUAAUGUCUUGGCUUGGUGAUUGUGCAAAGGUUAUUGCUUCAGAAGAUCAACCUGUGCGGUGGACAACUCCUCUAGGUCUUCCUGUUGUGCAACCAUAUUUUAAGAGUAAACGACAUCUUAUACGAACUUCACUUCAGGUUUUGGCCCUGCAGCGGGAGGGUAGCUCGGUAGAGGUUAGAAAACAGAGAACUGCAUUCCCUCCUAAUUUUGUGCACUCGCUUGAUGGUUCUCACAUGAUGAUGACAGCAGUGGCAUGCAGAGAUGCUGAUUUGCGGUUUGCAGGUGUGCAUGACUCCUUCUGGACACAUGCAUGUGAUGUGGAUUUGAUGAAUCGAAUUCUCAGGGACAAGUUUGUGGAGCUUUAUCGCAUGCCAAUUCUUGAAAAUUUGCUCGAGGACUUCCAGACAUCAUAUCCAGCAUUGACAUUUCCACCUCUCCCAGAAAGAGGCAACUUUGACUUGCAAGAAGUUCUAAAAUCUCCAUACUUCUUUAAUUGAUUCUCCAACUAGCAGUAACCAAACCAUUCCUUAAACAGAAGCAUCAGUAUUCUGUUUUUAGCCCAAGAAAGGCCAGGAGAUCCGUGGAAUGCAGCGUUGAGCUGACGUUUCAAGUGGGAAACAGUAGCCUCAGGUUUCUCCUCUGGAGAUCCAGAAAGGUUUUGUACAGAUACCUAUUGCCUUUGGUACACCUACAAUCGAGAGGGCUUCUCAAAGACUCUGUACAUGGUAAUCAGGAUUGAGACAGCAAAUUCUAGCAGGGAGAAUUAACUGCUUAGCUGGUCUACACAACUACAUAGUGAAGGAAACUCGUCCUCCAGUUGGAUUACAAUUAUUGAUUUCAAGCGCAUGGAGAUGUUUUCUGGAAACUAAUCUGCAGAAAGAUACAAAAUAAGUCGAUUCUUUUUCAGACAAGGUAUACAACCCGCUCAAUAAUAUACGCAGCAGGUUCUCUUAUUUUUUCUCAUCAUUUGAAGAGUUCAUAGACAGGUUAGGCUUUGUUACUUUUGUCACCAUGUAUAAUGUAUUCUAUCACGACGAAUGAGACAAGUUGAUACAUGCUAGGAAAUGCUAACUGUAAUAUCUAUAUAGCAAAUAGCAAAAUCAGUCACAAGUUUACUGAAGGAAAUGCAAUAUAAAGAUUUUUGGACAAGCUUCGUUUUGACCAGUAUUUUAGGUUCAAGUUGUAUCUCUGUAAUAAUAUUUGUCAUGGUUUUUGAAA